This is a messenger RNA of Macadamia integrifolia, 1166 nucleotides long. Its product is annotated as nicotianamine synthase-like. The record is from RefSeq and is a predicted model, not a curated record. The transcript has a single exon. Lineage: Eukaryota; Viridiplantae; Streptophyta; Magnoliopsida; Proteales; Proteaceae. The coding region runs from base 58 to 912 and encodes 284 amino acids. Gene Ontology annotation, molecular function: nicotianamine synthase activity. Gene Ontology annotation, biological process: nicotianamine biosynthetic process.
CUCUCUCUCUCUCUCUCUCUCUCUCUCUCUCUCUCUUAGUUAUAUUUUCAGUCAUCCAUGUCUUCCCUACAGCGAUCCAUCUCUGAAAAAUAUAUGCCUGAAGAGCUUCUAAUUGCUAGGGUCACACAGAUCCAUACCAGUCUUAGUAAAUUAGAAUCCCUGAGGCCAUCGAAGCUGGUUAAUACCCUCUUCACUCAGCUAGUGAAUUUGUGUAAACUUCCAUCUUCAAUUGACAUCAACAACUUACAAGAAGAAGUACAACAAAUGAGGCAAAGUCUUAUAAAUCUUUGUGGACAUGCAGAAGGCCUCCUCGAGCUUGAAUUCGCCACUAUUCUUGUCAACAUACCACAACCUCUACAGCAUCUUAAUCUCUUCCCUUACUAUGAAAACUAUGUUAAAUUGGCUAUCUUAGAGUACAACAUUCUAGUAGAGAAUGGGGUAAUAGAACCCAAGAAGGUUGCCUUUGUUGGGUCUGGUCCAAUGCCUCUAACUUCCAUUAUAAUGGCUACCCAUCACAUGAAAUUCACACAGUUCAACAAUAUCGAUAUCGAUGAAUCGGCGAAUGAUGUUGCUCGAUGUAUUGUUGCUUCAGAUGUGGAGUUAGGGAAGAGGAUGAAGUUUGAGACAAGGGAUAUAAUGGAGGUGAAGGAGGAGCUAGGGGAAUAUGAUUGCAUCUUCUUGGCAGCUCUUGUAGGGAUGAACAAGGAAGAAAAGGUAAAGAUUCUUGGGCAGAUGAGAAGGUAUAUGAAGGGUGGAGGGUUUUUGGUUGUGAGAAGUGCAAAUGGGGCAAGAGGGUUCUUAUACCCUGUAGUUGAUGAGAAUGACUUGCUUGGUUUUGAGGUGCUUUCCAUCUUUCACCCUACUAAUGAUGUUAUCAACUCAAUUGUUCUUGCUCGCAAACCCAUCUUCUGAACAGGAAAGAGUUUGUGUUGUCACAUUAAGUUGACUCACUUCUAUCGGCUGGGGUUUCCUUGUUUCAACCUCUCAUCAAAGGCUUUCUUUUUCACUUUUUUCAUUUUUCACUUUUCUUUUUUCUUUUUUCUUUUUUUCUUUUUCUUGUUUUGUUUCAUGUGGUGGGAAGGGGUGUUGUGUGAUGAUUGUGGUGUUACUUUCUAGCCAUUUUGUCAUUGUGAAAGAAAGUUAUGUUUGUAUUACUUGUUUAUCAA